GGGAGCGGGGUCAGCGGGGCGCCGGCCCGGGGCGCUGCGGGCCUCUCCCCGCGGCGCUCUGCGAGAAUGGAACAGCCCGGUUCCGCCCUAGCCCGGGUCCCUGCCUGUCGCUACCCUGCAGUUCCGUGCGGCGCAUCCAUCUCGAGUGCGGAGACACCUUGACGUUGACGGGACUAGACAUGGCGGGGUGGGGUGCCAGCGCGGCAGCGCCCCGUUUUCACGCGAGAGGGUGCCUGUCACCGCCUCACUUGACAGGAGACAGUCGAAGCUGUGACCAUGCGGGCAGCUCGGCUGGGGUGGCAUUGUGGUAACAACUACAUGCCCUUAGGAAAAUUUCCUAACACCUAGCGGCGCUUACGCCUUCU
This is a messenger RNA of Chinchilla lanigera (long-tailed chinchilla), 365 nucleotides long. RefSeq names its product translation initiation factor IF-2-like. The record is from RefSeq and is a predicted model, not a curated record. NCBI's taxonomy places the organism in Eukaryota, Metazoa, Chordata, Mammalia, Rodentia, Chinchillidae.